This is a messenger RNA of Capra hircus (goat), 7179 nucleotides long. It is a transcript of the gene PDE7B, whose product is annotated as phosphodiesterase 7B. Bases 2229 to 3734 code for a protein of 501 amino acids. Gene Ontology annotation, molecular function: 3',5'-cyclic-AMP phosphodiesterase activity. The record is from RefSeq and is a predicted model, not a curated record. The transcript is spliced from 12 exons. Lineage: Eukaryota; Metazoa; Chordata; Mammalia; Artiodactyla; Bovidae.
AGUACUAUUACAAAAUAACUGAACAAAAAUAAAAAUAGUCAAACACUUAGGAAACUCUUCGGUUGUUAUGUCAAGGAAGUUUGUGACUGAGGAGUGAGUAUAAGACACUAUUCAGGAAAUAUGCUAAUAGAGGACAGCAGCAUACAUGUGCUUAUUAAAUAAAAUUGUCUCAAUUCUAGAGAGCUUGAAUGCCCCCAACCUGAUGGAAGGGUAAGAUAAGAACUGGGAGGGCUGUCAAAAGUGGUAGAACUGUCAGACUGAGCCUUAAAUCCCUUCAUCUCUUAACAAAGAAGGAAGUUAAAAAAGGCACAUCUUUCUCAUAAGUGGGUCAUUGAUUCCUAAUUGGGUUGUAUGAAUAUCUGGUUGUUACAGGAAGAGCUGCUUGAUCAAUGUUUUAAUCAUGAAACUCACAAGCAGCAGUGUCCUAAAUGUGUUUUAUUGUUAUUUCUUGUCCUUAAAGAUGUUGACCCUUCUUCACCCAUUACGAAAGCUUUGCCAGUGUACUUUUCCAUCCAGAAAAAAGAAAAGCCACUUAAUUCACUGUAGAAAACUAAACUUCUCACCCAUGGGUUUAGAGGAAUAAUCAUAAUAGCAAUAACAACAUGACAGUAGCUUUUGCUAGUUUCAACUUUUAAAACAUGAGGUGAGGGAGAUGAAAAUAGUACACACCCUACAAUGGUCCUUAUCCUCUCCCCUAAAGAAACAGCAAAUGACUAUGUGAUAAAACAGCCCCAAAAGGAAAGCAGAACAGGAGCAACAGAUUGUACAUCAACAAAAUAAAAUGCCAAGCAAAAUAAAGCCCUUUGCAAUGCUGAGACAUGAAAAGGAAAGAUGGGAUUGUUACAAUGACCUCCCCAAGAAAAUAGGAGUUAGCCACGUGAAUGUCCAAGUUCAAAUUGCUCCUACCAACCCAAUUUGCUGGCAAAAUACCACCUCACUUUCAUUUGUGUCAGGGCUUUUCACACUAGCUCCAGGGGACAACCCCUCUGCUGUGCGAGUUCUCACUUCUAGGCUGAGCGCCUCCAUCUCUGAACCUCAGGAUCCAAGACAGGCGGCCCCUGAUUGUCCUCAGCUCAACCACUGUCAGGUCGGGGGGGUACCAAUUUGUGGCCCAAAUGUCAUGUCCCCAGCACUCUAUCUCUGGAAAGUGAAUCUUCAACACUUUCUUUUUGCUGUCAUUUAUGUCUCCAAUGAAUCUGCUUUAAAAUUAUUAUUCCAUCCCAAAUAAUGUGUCCAGGCUUUGCAACCUCACUGCACGUUUGCAUGAGGAUCUGGAUGCUUCCCCAAGUCACUUCUUUCAAAGUUAGCUCUGGAGUGUGAUUCACUGUUAUUUCCCUUCCAGCCGAAGGGCAGCUGAGGUUACAAAGGGAUUGGACUAGUAGUCCAAAAUUCAGUUAAGUUUGCUGAGAACCAAGUGACAGCGGAGAGGGAGAGUUAUGGAGGAGGGGAGUGUGUGAACUGUGGUCCUGGGGAGCAACCCAAGACCUUUCGAAUAACCCCAGCUCAGUGCAGACUGUGGUGGACUGGCAAGGUGGCCCCCAGCCAGACCUUCCAGAAAGGAGCAGCUGCGAAUCGGUCCUGCCAGUGCUCAGCCUCCCCUGUUUUCUCCUUGAGGGCUGGAGCUGCGGAAACUUCUAGGUUUCCUGCACUAAGAGGGUGACUCCUUACCUGACACCUUCAGGUAACUGGCCUCUGGAGUACCCCUCUGAGAGGCUGGCAAAGGGGAGCCCCCCACCUCUUGGCAUGAAGUCCUUAAGGGCUAAACAAGCUACUUGAGAAACUUUGACAAGCACCAAAAGAAAACUGAGAACAAAUAAAUCGGAAGAAGAUAAAAAGCAAAGGCUAAAACCUCAAUGGCUUUUUUUCCCCCCUCUGCUGUCGUUCCAGCUGUAGCCUGGGAUUAAUUAAGUGCUGCGAAGUCAGUGCCUGAGAGAGAAGGGGGGGAAAAAUGCUUUCUCUCUCUAAGGAAGGAGGACAGGAACCGUUCUCACCAGUGAGAAACCUUGGGAAGUGAGUCGCUCUCGUCGUCAGUGUUUGUGGAGGGACUGGAAGGACAGGGGGGCUGUGCCAGGCUGGAGGAGGCUUGCCUUUCCGAAGCUGGAGAGGAUUUUCCGGGGCUUCGCCUUCCCCUGCCUGGGAAGAAUUUCCCCUCUGGUAGCAGCAGCCGCCGCCGCGGCGGCAGCAGCAGCAGCAGCAGCCCGACCUCCUCUUCUGGGGACCAGGGCAGAAUGCCUGUGCUCGAGCGCUAUUUCCACUCGGCAGAGCUGGGCAGAAGGUGGACGGCCCCAGAAGGUGAGCUGCCCGCCCCCCUGGGCAGCCGGCCGGGGUGCCAGCAGGGGCCGCUGCCCUGGGACUUGCCAGAGAUGAUCAGGAUGGUAAAGCUGGUCUGGAAAUCCAAAAGUGAGCUGCAGGCGACCAAACAGAGAGGCAUUCUGGAGAAUGAAGAUGCUCUCCACAGCAUUCCAGGAGAUGUACGACUGAGGGGUCAGACGGGGGUUCCUGCUGAACGCCGCGGCUCCUACCCAUUCAUCGACUUCCGCCUCCUUAACAAUACAACACACUCAGGGGAAAUUGGCACCAAGAAAAAGGUGAAAAGACUGUUAAGCUUUCAGAGAUACUUCCAUGCAUCAAGGCUGCUUCGUGGAAUUAUACCACAAGCCCCUCUUCACCUGUUGGAUGAAGACUACCUUGGACAAGCAAGGCACAUGCUCUCCAAAGUGGGAAUGUGGGACUUUGACAUUUUCUUGUUUGAUCGCUUGACAAAUGGAAACAGCCUGGUAACAUUGCUGUGCCACCUCUUCAACACCCAUGGACUCAUUCACCACUUCAAGUUAGAUAUGGUGACCUUACACAGAUUUUUAGUCAUGGUUCAAGAAGAUUACCACAGCCAAAACCCGUAUCACAAUGCUGUUCAUGCAGCCGAUGUCACCCAGGCCAUGCAUUGCUACCUAAAGGAGCCAAAGCUCGCCAGCUUCCUCACGCCUCUGGAUAUCAUGCUUGGACUGCUGGCUGCAGCAGCCCACGAUGUGGACCACCCAGGGGUGAACCAGCCAUUUCUGAUCAAAACGAACCACCACCUCGCCAACCUAUAUCAGAAUAUGUCUGUGCUGGAGAAUCACCACUGGCGAUCUACAAUCGGCAUGCUUCGAGAAUCAAGGCUUCUGGCUCACUUGCCAAAGGAAAUGACACAGGAUAUUGAACAGCAGCUGGGCUCCUUGAUCUUGGCAACAGACAUCAACAGACAGAAUGAAUUUUUGACCAGAUUGAAAGCUCACCUCCACAAUAAAGACCUAAGACUGGAGGAUGUACACGACAGGCACUUUAUGCUUCAGAUUGCCUUGAAGUGUGCUGACAUUUGCAAUCCUUGUAGAAUCUGGGAGAUGAGCAAACAAUGGAGUGAAAGGGUCUGCGAAGAAUUCUACAGGCAAGGUGAUCUUGAACAGAAAUUUGAACUGGAAAUCAGUCCUCUUUGCAAUCAACAGAAAGAUUCAAUCCCUAGUAUACAAAUUGGUUUCAUGACCUACAUCGUGGAGCCCCUCUUCCGGGAAUGGGCCCACUUCACAGGACACAGUGCCCUGUCUGAGAGCAUGCUAAGCCAUCUCGCGCACAACAAAGCCCAGUGGAAGAGCCUGUUGCCCAAACAGCACAGAAGCAGUGGUGAUGGCAGCCCGGACCACAAAGGCCCAGGGACUGAGGAUGAGGAGCAGACUGUGACGGAAGGCGACACCCCGUAGGGCCUGCCAGGCCUGCACCCCGCUCUGCACACUGAGAUUGACAGCCUCCUUGCGCAGAGGCCUCUGGGAGGGCGGAUGCGUCGGGGGGCUCUUGCGGAUCAAGCCGGCCCCUCUCUGGACAUCAUCCAGGAGCUCUUCAGAGUCCACCCUCCUCCCACUCACCUGCCUCCCUCCUUUUCCCAAGUGUACAGAAGCCAUCCGUCACCUCAGCAUUAGCUGCCGAAAUGAGCAACUCUGUUCCACGAUGAGGGAGCUGAUUCCAGGGACCGGCUUGGCCCUGGAGGAGAAGACUGGGGAGUAAGAAAGAGGUGCUCUUGCCACGGCCCUUCUGGCCCUGGGUCACACUGUGACGGGUGGCAUUCCUGAGUCCAGAGCAUUUUAGCCUUGGCCAUCGGACUGCUGAUCUGCAUGACACAAACACCAGCAUAUUUGGAACUCCGAGGAUAUUGGUCUUAAGUGCAAGAGCACAAACAAGAGAGUGUUAGAGAAAGUACCUUCUAUUUUAAUAAUAAUUAUUAUUAUAAAAUAAUAAUAAAUCUUUUUAACUUUUCUAUUUUGUGCACUAGACAACGGAUCUAAAACUCUGGACAAAGAUUAUUCAACGUGAUAAUCACGUACCCAAACAUGAACAGGGGGUUCAUUGUUUUGUUACGGACUCCAUGCCACUUUGGGUCAGAGAUUUGGCAUCUUCUCAAUUUAAGAAACCACGUUUCCUAUCCUAUGCGAGGGGAAGGGGCUGUACAGUUCAUUCCUUUGCACCAUUAGUCAAUCUGUCUUUUAUCAAUAACUCAGAUUCAGUGACAUGUUUCUUUUCACACCUGUACAUCUUCUGUAAAUAUCAAGCGCUACUGAUUCCCAUGCCAAAAUACAUGAGUAUUAUGGGAUUGCUACCUGUAUAAACAAUGGCACUGUGAACAGAAUACUGUUAGUUUUAAUACAAGAGAAUGCAUUUGUAAAUAUGGUAUAGAGUUUAUUAAUAUACUAUUGUUUGCAGAUAAAGGCCUUAACUUUAAACACCUUUUCAUCUUCUGAAAGCUCCCCAACUGAAAUCCUCACAGAUGUCCUUCUGAACUGCCUGCCCAUGUCCAUCUUGAUGCUUUCCAGCUAAGGUCACAAACCAAAACUGAAUAAAGUCUUUGAGGAAAUAAUCUGGAAACUUCACAUGCAUUCCGCUUGAGACCAUAGUGUCUAAUCUAUGGCACCAAGCAUGGUUUCCUCAGAUGAACAAGACCCUUCAGCAAGCCUGAAGUCACUUUCAGCACAGCGAUGUUGCACUCUGUUUUAACAAGCCAGCUGAUUAGCGUGUGUUUCUACAGCUCCUGUCAUGGUGUGUCAGCCUCACGGGACACAUGGCAGGUCUCACCAACCUUCCAUAACCCUGUCAGCUAACCAUCAGGGACUUCCCUGCUCCCCUAUAACCCCGUCAUCUGUUCUGGCUGUAGUACCAAAGCACGUUUGGUUUAUGGUUGGCUUGAAUUUCUCUGGUGUUAAUAGUAACUGGAUUUUUCUUUUUCUUUCAUUUCAUAUGAACUACCCAACUGUUUAGCAGACAUUAACAUCAUUUAAGGAAAGAAAAUAUUCCCAUUACCUUCCUUGCAGGUUACGGUGGUUAAUUACGACUCUACUAGCAGAGUCACCUUGGUAUUUUGUUGCCAUUUUUUCUGUAGACACUUGGCUGGAAAGUCAAUUUGUUAUAGCAUUCUUCUCUAGUCAGCUAAACUCCACUCACUGAACCUUUUCUUUAGAAGUUCCAGCAUAACUAAUGUUACAUGAAAAUUGGCAAUGCCCCCUUUUUAUCUUCAACUGUGUGGUACUGGGGAGAAUAAUAUGAUUGUUUCUGCUACUAUCAAGCUGUUUCACAAGCUGAUAGAACUUCAGCUAACUCUCAUUUCCUAAGUGCAACUCUUUUUUUCCUCCUAACAUACAAAUGAAAUGUGAGAAACUUGACUGGGUUGUAUUAAGUUCCUGCAGAAAGACCGAGGCUUGCAGAGUUAAGGUUUAGGGUGAAUUGGAAAGUUGGUUGUAGUUUCAUUAAAGUAGGAGAGAUGGUCAGAAGGUCCUAAAGAAAGUGUGAAAACCUCAUGAAAUGGGUGGAUAAUAAGUUGAAAUUAUUGAUAUGGGUAAGAAGGGAAGUUGUGAAAAAUUAACACUAACUCUGGGUUUAUUUUUUGGGUUUGUUUUUUUCUUGUAAUAACUAUGAACUGACACGAUUCUUUAUGGCUUUAAUACUCUGAAGCUCUUAGCUUGGUGAGUCCUCAAAAGAGAACUCAUUGAAUGUAUUUCUGCUUCCAAAUUCGCUUAUUUUGGGUUGGUGAUGCAGAGGACUUUUGAGUAGUCUAUUUCUAAUUUUCAUGAGAUCAAAUCAAAGAAAGCAAUUACUGGGGAAGAUACAGGAAAGGUAAGGAAGAAGACACUGUUUCAGCUAAUGGAGCCUCUCCUUUGAGUUUGGGAAAUGAACCUUGUUUAAACAAUAUUUAUAUCAUAAUUUAAAUAAAUAAGACUGGAGGCAUUUUUCAUAGUUUCAAAUUUAUAGGACACAAGUAUUUUAGGUCUUAAAGAAGAACUCACAGAGAAAACUACCAAAUAUCUAACAGUUAAGCCUAUGAAGCAGCUACUAGUACAAUAAAAAUCUGAAGCAAAAUGAGAUGUGAUGCAUAAACUAGUUACAUUUGUCUUCUUCCUUCAACCAUAUGAGUUCCUAGAUCCAUUUUUUUGUUUUAAAAAAAUGUGAAAACGUUUGUUUUCUUUUUUCCUGCCUACUGGUGGCUGUCUUGCAAUAUUUCAAUAGAAGGAGUCUGAUUACUAGUUAAGACACCGCUGUUGGAUCAUCUGGGGACUUUAUCUUCACAUUUUUUUUUUCCUCUUAGUCCCUGGAUCGUCACUUGCUGACUUCCCAAGUUUAAUUCCUUCAAUGCUUGAGAAGAGAGGAAUCAAAGGGUUCAGGUAAAGUUGAAAUCAAAAGAGAGAAUAGAUAUCACUGCCAGGCCUGAUGGACAAAGCCUGCUUUUCCUUUUGAAAGCACCCGCAAACAGUCAGACCCUUUUUCCUGAAACACUGACCUCCCCAUCGCUCCCUGAUAGGCCGAGUGAACAUCCUGCUCUGUUUCUACCUGUCCAAGGCUUCCCGCAAUGGGACGUGGAUCGUGUCCUGCAACACUGUCACCAGAUAGUGCUUCCUACAAACCACAGACUUGUCUUAUAAACUUUUCUCAUAUUGAAUCAGAUCUGCUCACUGAUUUGAACAUUGGUUAUGAGCUUGUAUCUCACUAUAUUUCUUAUGCUUUGUUCUUAUAUGCAAACCCUUAAAAUUGUGUUGUUUGUGUACACACGUGAAGUUUGGAAAACAAACAAACAAACACCUUGUGAGUUUUUGCUCAAAAUGUGGCCUAAAUAUUCAUUGGCAUGUCUAGGUAAACAAUGAAAAAUAAAGAUAAUUUCUUAAAAAU